AUGAAGAUAAUUAAUAUAAUCAACACUUUGGUCAAUUGUCUUUCUGAUCAAGAUAAAGUGGAACUUAAUGUUAACAGCAAUUCCAAGCUCGGUGAAAAUAUUGCGAGAAAGUCAACCUUUGACUAUACAUCAUUUCUAAGACAUUUGGAUUUGCAAAUCUUCGCAAAGGCGUUGUUUUAUUCAUUUGGGACUAGUGGAGGUGGUGAUACGACAACGAUUUUCAAAUGUUUGCAUUUACUCUCGAGAAAAAUCAUCAACGAUAGUGAUGCAAUUCUAUGGGAUUUGAAACUUGAUAUUAUUCCUUCUUUGGUGAAUACAACUCGUACACAAAAUCCAUAUAUCAUUUCUCGCGCGAUGAAAGCUUAUUCAUUAUUAAUGGGUGACGAUAUCAAUUGGAAUCUAUUUAAACUUCCCGGUGCAGCGAGAUCUUUAGUUGGUCUAAGUAAAUUAACCUUGAAGGCUGGAUGCUUGGAAGAAAUUUUUCCAGAGGCAAAAAAGAUUUCACCAAAUAUAAACGAAUUAAUUAUCGUGUUACAUUCCCCUAAAGAUAUGAGAACGUCAUAUGAUCAAGUGAACAGACUGGUUCCCUAUUUACCGAUUCUAAGUUCUUGGCGCCAAUUGAAGACACUUGAUAUAGUGCGAGGAUAUGAUCACCAUAUGUUAAUGCCAGCUGAAAAAUUCUUAAAAUCUCUUGGAACGCAUUUACCAUCCACCGUCGAAAAUCUUACAGUCAACGGCGCACUAAAGUUCUCACCCGAAUCGCUUGAAAUUUUCUUUGAAUUAUUGAUGAGCAAGUCAAUACCAACAUCGUUAACUACCUUGGCCUUUCCUGAAAUGAAAUUUUUCGAUGACAAACACCUUAUUGCCGUUGGAUCAGCUGCGAGAAGAGGAAUGUUAAAGAAAUUGGAUGUUUCUUCGGCUAGGCAUAUCACCUCAAAGAUAUUAAAGGAGACGAGACUCUAUGUCGAUACCAUUUUGGUAGAUUGUUGCUUGGAUGUUUGGCAGGAACAACAAAGGUUGACGAGACGAUAUCGAAAUGAUGAUGUUGAUAGCGAUGAGGAUAUUUUUAAUACGGCAAUUGAUUAUUUCGUUAAUGGGAAACCUUUUAAAUAA
This is a messenger RNA of Ambispora leptoticha, 1113 nucleotides long. The record is from the annotation of a GenBank genome assembly. NCBI's taxonomy places the organism in Eukaryota, Fungi, Glomeromycota, Glomeromycetes, Archaeosporales, Ambisporaceae.